AUGGGCAUUGUAGAAAAGAUAAAAGAGAUUGAAGAGGAGAUGGCGAGGACUCAGAAAAAUAAAGCCACAGAGUACCAUCUCGGUCUACUCAAGGCGAAGCUUGCGCGAUACCGUACACAACUCCUUGAGCCAACAUCGAAGUCAGGACCCGCGGGCACAGGAUUUGACGUGCAAAAAUCUGGAGAUGCGAGAGUAGCUUUAAUCGGCUUCCCUUCAGUCGGAAAGUCUACAUUAUUGAGUAAAGUCACACAUACAGCCUCAGAAGCUGCUGCUUAUGAGUUCACGACACUCACGGCUAUCCCUGGGGUCAUCGAAUACAAAGGAGCCCGGAUACAGCUUUUGGAUUUGCCUGGAAUCGUUGAAGGCGCCAGUCAAGGUCGUGGCCGAGGGCGUCAAGUCGUGUCGACUGCGAAGACAGCAGAUGUGAUUUUGAUAAUGCUCGACGCCACGAAAUCCGACGAACAAAGGAGGCUACUGGAAUAUGAGCUCGAUGCCGUUGGCAUCCGGCUGAACAAGAGCAAGCCGGAUGUCGUGUUCAAGAAACGAACAACCGGAGGGAUUACAUUCAACACCACUGUAAAAUUGACGAAGACGGAUGAAAAAACCAUUCGGACCAUCCUAGCGGGAUAUAAACUUCACAAUUGCGAUAUCUUGAUUCGAGAAGACAUUACCACGGAUGAAUUCAUCGACGUCCUUAUUGGAACCAGAAAAUACAUGCCGUGUUUAUACGUGUACAACAAGGUCGACGCUAUCAGCUUAGAACAGGUUGAUAAAAUUGCACGCCAGCCACACAGCUUGGUGAUCAGCUGCGAAAUGGACCUGAACUUAGACUACUUGAUUGACCGGAUAUGGGAGGAACUUCGGCUCGUGAAGAUCUACACCAAGAAACGAGGUGUUCAUCCAGAUUUAGAUGAUCCAGUAUGUCUGCGUAAAGGUGCUACUAUUGAGGAUGUCUGCAAUGGAAUUCAUCGAUCCCUCGCCGAUAAUUUCAAAUACGGACUUGGUCAGUUGCAAUUAACAACUUUCAAAGACUCCUCUUAA
Cyclocybe aegerita is the source of this 1041-nucleotide messenger RNA. The record is from the annotation of a GenBank genome assembly. Lineage: Eukaryota; Fungi; Basidiomycota; Agaricomycetes; Agaricales; Hemipholiotaceae.